ACGUAUAGCACAGACAUGCACUGCAAACUUUGGCUCGUUUUUUCAGUGUGGCUUUUGCUGCCAACCUCUGAAGCUGGAAGGCAGAUGCCUAAACUCUCUGACAAGAAGCUCUGCGCUGACGCAGAAUGCAGCCAUCCUAUCUUGAUAGCUCGUGCACUGCAGGACUACUACCCUGGAGAUUGUAGGUUCAUCCCCAUCAGACAGGGCCAGCUCAUCUAUGUCUACGCAAUGCUAAAGGACAGAGGGAAUCUCUUCUGGGCUGGCAGUGUACAAGACACCUAUUAUGGACAGCAGGAGGCUCGCAUUGGCCACUUCCCCAGCAGUGUGGUGGAGGAGACUCAUCCUCUAAUGGAGGCCAGCACUGAAGUCAAGACUACUAAUUGGGACUUCUACUGCAACUAAUACAGAGACAACACACUGCUUGUCAACUACAUUACAUUUUUGUGGUAUCAUAUGACAUUAAUGUGAUCUCACGCAUUGUAGACAAUAUAUAGGCUUACAUAUCCACACUGUUGAGUAGUUUAGUGCCUGAUAUAC
Larimichthys crocea (large yellow croaker) is the source of this 537-nucleotide messenger RNA. RefSeq names its product MIA SH3 domain containing (gene mia). NCBI's taxonomy places the organism in Eukaryota, Metazoa, Chordata, Actinopteri, Sciaenidae. The transcript is spliced from 4 exons. Gene Ontology annotation, biological process: extracellular matrix organization. The record is from RefSeq and is a predicted model, not a curated record. Gene Ontology annotation, molecular function: protein binding. The coding region runs from base 16 to 402 and encodes 128 amino acids.